GAGUUCCAGCCGGCCGUGGGCAGAGCGUGCGUUUUCUCCAGCUCCAGUGUGGGGUUUGCUGCGGAGAGCUUUAUACCCCUGGAUGCUUCUACUGACAUGGAGAAGAUUGAGGACCAGUUUGCUAGCCUGCAUAUUGUUAGGAGGUCCUCGGAACCAAAAGAACCCACUUACCUGCUUGGCAUAGACACGUCAAAGACUGUACAAGCAGACAAAGGAGGCUUGGUGGCUGUUCUGUGCUCAAAUGGGUCGAUAAGAAUAUAUGAUAAGGAGACACUACAUCUGCUACGAGAAUUUGGUGGCUCUCCCGGGCUUCUUAGUGGAGUCAGCUUUGCAAAUUCCUGUGACAGUGUCUACUCUGCAAGCACAGAUGGCACCGUGAAGUGUUGGGACGCUCGGGGAGCUAGCGAAAAGCCUGUGCAGUUGUUCAAGGGUUACCCUUCCUGUAGUUUCAUCAGCUUUGAUGUCAACUGCAAAGAUCAUGUCAUUUGUGCUGGUGCAGAGAAAGUUGACGAGGAUGCAUUGUUGGUAUUUUGGGAUGCAAGGUUCACAUCUCAGGAUCUGUCGACGAGAGACCCACUUGGUGCCUACUCAGAGACGCACAGUGAUGAUAUCACUCAAGUGCGUUUCCAUCCCAGCAAUCCCAACUUGGUUGUCUCAGGGUCCACUGAUGGUCUGGUCAAUGUGUUUGAUCUCAGUGCUGAUAAGGAAGAGGACGCACUGGUUGCCACCUGUAACUCCGUUUCAUCAGUGAGCUGUAUCGGUUGGUGUGGAAAAGAUUAUAAGCAAAUCUACUGCAUGACACACGAUGAAGGGUUUUGUUGGUGGGAUCUCAAUCAUCUGGAUACAGAUGAACCGAUCACGUGUUUGAACAUCCAGGAUGUAAGAGAAAUAACCGAUGUGAAAGAUGGGCACUUGGACUAUCUGAUUGGUGGCCUGUAUCAUGAGAAGAUGGACAGACUGUUUGUUAUUGGAGGAACCAACACCGGAAAGAUUCACCUACUGAGCUGCACCUCGGCAGGACUGACCCAUGUGACCAGCCUUCAUGGGGGCCAUGCAGCCACCGUCCGUUCUUUCUGUUGGAACGUGUCUGAGGAUUCUCUGCUGACCGGAGGUGAAGAUGCACAGCUAUUGCUGUGGAAACCUGGAGCUAUGGAGAAGACGUUCACAAAGAAAGACAGCUUGAAAAUUGCAUCCUCCGUGCAGCAGCGAGUUCGAGUCCACAGCAGCGAUUCUUACAAGAAAAGGAAGCAGCAGUGACGUCAUACUGGGAACUGGAAAAGCUCUUCCGGUUUUAAAUCGUCUUUUGCUACCUAGAGCACAUCUUUUUAAAGCUUAUCUGUGAAAGCAGGCAGUUAGCACACAACACCCACCCUGCCCCAGACAAAUACUGAGAAUGGUUUCAUUCAGGUUCAGAUAUAUUCUACAAUAUUUUUAAAGCCUCCAGUUGAGUAUAAAAAUCAGUGACUUGACAGGGGAAUUAUAAGCCACAUUUUGAAACCCAUCAGUGGAGUUAGUAAAUGUUAGGUUUGAAGUAGCCCUGAAGAGGAAUCUUCAGUAGACAGCUGGAGAGGCAAGGGAGCGGGUGGCUGGGUUCUGGGCUUUAAACUCUGCUCCUUACGUUUGAAGUGAUACACUUGGUUAUACAGCAUCAGACUGUUUAGUCGUUUGAAGAGCGUUUGCCUCCUCACUACGCUCACCGCUUCACCUCGGGUCAUCGAAAUCGAAGCGUUCUAGUGAGUCUGAGCAGAAGUUUACUUUUUUAGGAAUAAAGUAUAAUAUUUUCCUAAAAUGAGAAAAAUAUAUUUGAUAAUUACUUGUAUCUGUACUUUUUUUUUAAUUAAUCAGGAGCUAUAUUUAUACUAUAUUUACAUUUGGUUAGCCAGCACCCAGGUACUUUGCUGAUGAAAAAAGAAAUUACCUUACUAGAUUCAUUUUGAGACUUAACAUAAGACAGGCAAAAGAAAAUACAACAGCACGGCUAUUUUUUUCAAAAUGGCCUUUCAGGGGCUGGUGAGAUGGCUCAGUGGGUAAGAGCACCCAACUGCUCUUCCGAAGGUCCAGAGUUCAAAUCCCACAACCACAUGGUGGCUCACAACCAUCUGUAACAAGAUCUGAUGCCCUCUUCUGGAGUGUCUGAAGACAGCGCUACAGUGUACUUACAUAUAAUAAAUAAAUCUUAAAAAAAAAAAAAAAAGAGCUUUUCGCCGCCGGACGCUGCCGAGGUCGCACGCGUGAGGUCUGUCCCCCGCAGCCGACAUGCGCUACGUCGCCUCUUACCUGCUGGCCGCCCUCGGGGGCAACUCCUCUCCUAGCGCCAAAGACAUCAAGAAAAUACUAGGCAGCGUGGGCAUCGAAGCGGACGAUGAUCGGCUCAACAAGGUCAUCAGUGAGCUGAAUGGAAAGAACAUUGAGGAUGUCAUUGCUCAGGGUGUUGGCAAGCUGGCCAGUGUGCCUGCUGGUGGGGCUGUGGCUGUUUCUGCUGCCCCUGGCUCUGCAGCACCUGCUGCUGGUUCUGCCCCCGCUGCAGCAGAGGAGAAGAAAGAUGAGAAGAAGGAGGAGUCCGAGGAGUCGGAUGACGACAUGGGAUUUGGCUUGUUUGAUUAAAUUCCUGCUCCCCUGCAAAUAAAGUCUUUUUAUGUAUCUUGAAAAAAAAAAAAGAAAUGUUUGUUCUUUUAAAAAAAAAUGGCCUUUCAAAAAUAUUAUAUGAUUAAAUAUUCUUUCUUAUCUCCCCCAUCAUUUUACCCUUGAAGCCUUGUUUACUGCCUCUGUGUGUGUGUGUGUGUGUGUGUGUGUGUGUGUGUGUGUGUGUGUGUGUGUGUGUCUGUUUUCUCUUACUCCCCUGUGGGACCCAGGAAUCACAGUCCAGUCCUUAGACUGCACAGCAGCCUCUACCUACCAAGCCACAUUUACUGUUAAUUUUGUCAUUUUUCUUAAAAAACUGUUUUGUAAAGUGCCUUAAUAAAAGAAGUUGAUACUUUUAA
Molecule: messenger RNA, 2981 nt
Organism: Mus musculus (house mouse)
Lineage: Eukaryota; Metazoa; Chordata; Mammalia; Rodentia; Muridae
Gene: Wdr89
Product: WD repeat domain 89
Exons: 2
Coding region: 97-1257 (386 amino acids)
Source: RefSeq, marked validated